AUGAUGAACGCCUAUCCUGGAGUUUCUCACACUGAUCCUACCAAGCAACAAGAGAGGCACUACUACCUCCUGUCUGAACUGCAAACUGUAGUCAAAGAUCUUCCCAGUUCUUUUCAACAGCGUUUGUCCUACAACACCCUCAGUGACCUGGCGUUGGCACUCAUAGAUGGGACAGUGUUUGAAAUAGUCCAGGGACUCUUGGAAAUUCAACAUUUGACAGAGAAAAAUCUGUACAAUCAAAGACAGAAAUUACACUGUGAACACCAAGGACUAAAACAGGAUCUUGCAAGGAAGCACAAAGAUGGUCUGCAAACAUGCAAGUCACACAACCUGGCUCUGUUAAAAUCAAAUCAACAGGCAGAAUUAGAGGCUUUGGAAGGUCGCGUCCGAGAGGAACAAAGAAUGAUGGAUAAAAAGAUUGUGGCAGAAAUUGAUCAAAAAGUAAAUGACCAACAGAACACUCUUGAAAAAGCUGGUGUCCCCGGAUUUUAUGUCACUGUUAAUCCUCAGGAGCUGACAAUGCAGAUGCAUCUUCUUGAACUUAUUCUGAAACUUCAACAAAAGGAAUCACAAUCAGGAAUCAUUUGA
Messenger RNA from Knipowitschia caucasica, 588 nucleotides. Lineage: Eukaryota; Metazoa; Chordata; Actinopteri; Gobiiformes; Gobiidae. The record is from the annotation of a GenBank genome assembly.